This is a messenger RNA of Cyclopterus lumpus (lumpfish), 4851 nucleotides long. RefSeq names its product patatin-like phospholipase domain containing 6 (gene pnpla6). Gene Ontology annotation, molecular function: phosphatidylcholine lysophospholipase A1 activity. Gene Ontology annotation, biological process: phosphatidylcholine metabolic process. The record is from RefSeq and is a predicted model, not a curated record. Gene Ontology annotation, cellular component: endoplasmic reticulum. Lineage: Eukaryota; Metazoa; Chordata; Actinopteri; Perciformes; Cyclopteridae.
AAAUGAUUUCCGUAGUAUGGGAUUUGACAGUCAGUGACGAUUGACGGGAGAACAUCAGCUCAGUGGCCGUUGAUGGACCAUCCCUAUGAAGAAACAGGGUUACAAUGGGACAGAGUACCUCGGAACAAGAGGUCCAAGGAGACGUCACCAGCGAGGACGAGUUUGAUAACAUCAAGACUCUUGUGGAGGAGGAACUACAGACGAGCAUGAUGGUGGGGAUGGUGAUUGGUGCGGGCAUCGCCAUAAUCCUCAUUGCCAUCCUCAUCUUCUUCACCUUGCGGAGGAUCCAGCUUCGAAACAUUGAAGCUCAGGAGGCACCCAAAUACCGCUUUCGCAAGAGGGACAAAGUCAUGUUCUAUGGGCGAAAGAUCAUGCGCAAAGUCUCGCAGUCUACCUCUUCCCUGGUGGGUACAUCCUCUUCCUCUCGGCAGCGCCUGAAGAAGAAGCAGAAGAUGCUUAACAUUGCCAAAAAGAUCCUGCGCUUUAAGAAGGAGGUGCCCAUCCUGCAGGCCAAGGAGCCCCCACCCUCAGUGCUGGAGGCUGACCUCACCGAGUUUGAUGUGGCCAACUCCCACCUCCCCUCUGAGGUGCUCUACAUGCUCAAAAAUGUCCGUGUGCUAGGUCACUUUGAGAAGCCCCUCUUCCUGGAGCUGUGUAAACACAUGGUGUUUGUGCAGUUCCAACAAGGGGAGUACGUCUUCAGGCCGGGCCAGCCUGACAGCAGCAUCUACGUGGUUCAGGAUGGAAAACUAGAAUUGUGCCUUACUGGUGGGGACGGCAAAGAAAGUGUGGUGAAGGAGGUUUACCCCGGAGACAGUGUCCACAGCCUCCUCAGCAUCCUGGAUGUUAUCACAGGCCACCAGAAGCCUUAUAGAACUGUGUCGGCACGGGCUGCAGAGGUUUCCACUGUCCUCCGUUUACCUGUAGAGGCCUUCCUCGCUAUAUUUGAGAAGUACCCGGAGAGCCUGGUGCGGGUAGUACAAAUUAUCAUGGUUCGUCUCCAAAGAGUUACAGUCCUAGCCCUGCACAACUAUCUGGGGCUCACCAAUGAGCUCUUUAGCCAUGAAAUGCAGCCCUCGCGCCUGCCACCUCCGUCUCCUCACCCAACUCGCACCAGUCCCAUCCGGCAUGGUAAGCGCUUUGGCAGCCUGACCGUAACUGAGGAGCAUCGGGAAGCCGCCAUUAAGGGAGAAGCUGCAGGAGGGGAACAAGGGAAGGAUGGCUCAACAGUGCCAACUCUGAGCAGGACCAUCUCAAUGCCUGUGGACAUUGCUGGUAUGCAGAAAAGUCUGCGAUCGGACUUGACUGGCUACGAAAGGGGGCGGAUAUCUGUCUCUGCAGAGGAUGGCAACACACCACCUACGUUUACUCGGUCUGUGUCCCAGGACCAGCGGGAGAGGAAGGUGACAGUAGACGAGGUUCCCUCAGGGAUCUAUCUGUACCCAGAGGAAGAGCCGGGAGUGGACAAUAUUUUUACACCUGUAUCCUGUCGAUCCAAUGCUGCUUUGUUUGAGGAAGCUCAGAAAGAGAUCAAACUCAUGAAGAUUGAGGACCCAUCCUUGUUAAAUGGGAAAGUGACUCUACACAACGCGAAAGCAGGAGCUGUCUUAGCCAGACAGGGAGACCAGGACGUGAGUCUGCACUUUGUCCUUUCUGGUUGUCUUCAUGUCUACCAGCGGAUGAUUGACAAGCAGGAAGCCGUCUGCUUGUUUGUGACCCACCCGGGGGAGAUGGUGGGCCAGCUCGCUGUGCUCACUGGAGAGCCCCUCAUCUCACCAUCAAGGCCAUCCGCGGACUGUACUUACCUGAAGAUCUCAAAGUCGGAUUUCUAUGAGAUCAUGAGGGAGCAGCCCAGUGUGGUGCUGAGUGCGGCUCACACAGUGGCCAUCCGCAUGUCCCCUUUCGUCAGGCAGAUGGACUUCGCUAUUGACUGGAUGGCCGUGGAGGCCGGCAGAGCCCUCUACCGACAGGACGACCAGUCAGACUGCACAUACAUUGUUCUGAAUGGACGUCUACGUUCAGUCAUCCGCAAGGCAAAUGGCAAGAAAGAACUCGUUGGGGAAUACGGCAGAGGAGACCUCAUUGGAGUGGUGGAGGCCUUGACCAGACAGCCAAGAGCCACCACCGUCCACGCUGUGAGGGACACAGAGCUGGUCAAACUGCCCGAGGGAACGCUCAACAACAUCAAAAGACGAUAUCCCCAGGUGGUGACCAGGUUGAUCCACCUGUUGGGCCAGAAGAUUCUGGGGAAUCUGCAGCACGGUCGAGGGCCCUUUUCAGGUUCAGCCUUGAGUCUGCCCCAAUAUACCGCCAGUGCUGAUGUCACCAACCCUGCCAGCAACCUCUCCACUGUGGCUGUCCCUGUAUGUGAUGAGGUGCCGAUCAACGCAUUCAACCUGGAGCUCAGCCAUGCCCUCAGUGCCAUUGGCCCCACUCUGCUAUUGACCAGCGAAAUAAUCAGAGAGCGACUGGGUGCCUCUGCUUUGGACAGUGUCCAUGAGUACCGUCUCUCCGGCUGGCUGGCCCAGCAAGAGGACAUCAAUCGGAUUGUCUUGUACCAGACUGACAACACCAUGACCCCCUGGACUCAGCGCUGCAUCCGCCAGGCUGACUGCAUCCUCAUUGUCGGCCUGGGCGACCAGGAACCUGCCCUGGGAGAGUUGGAGCAGAUGCUGGAGAACACAGCGGUUCGGGCGCUGAAGCAGCUGGUCCUUCUGCACAAAGAGGAUGGGCCGGGCCCCUCCAGGACGGUUGAGUGGCUCAACAUGCGAAGCUGGUUCGGUCAUCUGCACCUCAAGUGUCCCCGCAGGGUCUUCUCCAGACGCAGCCCUAGUAAACUAAGGGAGGUAUAUGAGAAGGUGUUUGAGAAAACGGCAGACAGGCACAGUGAUUUCUCUCCGGCCCGAGUCCUGACUGGAAACAGCAUCGCCGUGGUGUUGGGAGGAGGGGGAGCCAGAGGCUGCUCUCAUGUGGGUGUGAUCAAAGCUAUGGAGGAAGCGGGGAUUCCUAUUGACAUAGUAGGCGGGACGUCAAUUGGCUCAUUUAUUGGAGCGUUGUACGCUGAGGAGAGGAGUGGCUGUGAGAACCAAACAGAGAGCCAGAGAGUGUCCAAGGCAAUGAACUCUGUAUUCAAAACAGUCCUGGACCUGACUUAUCCCAUCACCUCAAUGUUCUCUGGUUCUGCCUUCAACACCAGCAUCUACAAAGUGUUCCAGGACAAGCAAGUCGAGGACCUGUGGCUGCCAUACUUCAACGUCACCACUGACAUCACGGCCUCAGCCAUGCGUGUUCACCAGGAUGGCUCUCUGUGGCGCUAUGUACGGGCGAGCAUGACCCUCUCUGGGUACCUGCCGCCUCUCUGCGACCCCAAAGAUGGAAACUUGCUAAUGGACGGUGGCUACAUCAACAACCUGCCAGCGGACAUUGCAAGGACCAUGGGGGCCAGAACAGUCAUUGCCAUUGAUGUGGGUAGCCAAGACGAGACCGACCUCUGUAACUAUGGCGACAGCCUGUCUGGCUGGUGGUUGCUGUGGAAACGGAUCAAUCCCUGGGCAGAGAAAGUAAAGGUGCCAGACAUGGCAGAGAUCCAGUCCCGGUUGGCCUACGUGUCUUGUGUGCGGCAGUUGGAGGUGGUGAAGAAGAGUGCCUACUGCGAGUACAUCCGACCGCCCAUCGACCGCUUCAAGACCAUGGACUUCGGCAAGUUUGACGAGAUCCAUGAUGUGGGCUACCAGCACGGCAAGCUGCUGUUUACUGGCUGGGCCCGAGGCGACAUUAUCGAGAACAUGCUAAAGGACCACCGCUCAGCCGACUACAACGACAGCAAGAGAACUGACUCCUGCACGUGUCCAGGAGCUGACUUCACUGACCUUGCAGAGAUUGUAUCGAGGAUAGAGCCGGUCCAAACCUACGUAGCUGCAGAAGCGGAUGAAUCAGACUGUCUGACAGAGUAUGAGGAAGACGGGAUGGACACGGUGAGAGAGGAGGAGGGGGAGGAAGAAGAGGAAGAGGACCUUGAGGACCACUCCCCUGGAGAGUGGGAGAAUGGAGUCUUUCAGACUGAUGAGGAGAAAUCAGUGAGACAACGCAGGAAACUCGCCAGUGACUCCAACACCUCUGAAGUCUCUGACUGCUGACAGAGGGCCAUGGUGGAAUAGAGGAGUCGAAACAAGAACGGGGGCCAAAUUACGGGUCCAUAAACUGUCAAUGCUAGAGACUUGGACGCCACGCUCAGCUUCUGCAUCUUCUGAAACUCUGAGAUACCGCUUUUGUUUUUCUGCAGGAAAUCCUUCAUGCCCUAACUUAUUGAACCUCCGUUGCAUCGAGUGGCUUCCUCCUGGCUCUCACACUGGCCUUCAUCUGUUCACAUUCUGAGCCCACCUUCAAAAAUGGAAUAUGUACGGCCUGAAAAAGAACUGUCUUCCCCACGCAGCGGUUUCUUUUCUUUCACACCACCAGAAUCUUGCUGGUACAUCUUCAUUGCACUCCGUUACUGGACCAUUUAACAUAUUACAUGGACCUUUUAUUUCUUGUGUGCGCAUGUUCAGAUGAGUUUGUAUAUUUUGCCUGUGUGUUAGGAUGACUGUUUGCUGUGAUAUGUUGAAAUAAUUUAAGGACACUGAAAAAGCAAAGUAAGAUACAUACAACAUAUCUAUAGUGGGAAAGAGUGAUGUGAGCUUAGCGUUGGAUGUCGGGGAGAGGAAGCUGUAGGUUGAGUGUAUGUUCAUGUUGACAUCAAAGUAUGUUCACGUUGAAUGAACAGAGCGAUUCAAAUUAGGAGACAUGGAAAGAAUAAGACGCGUUCAUUUUAAAUAAAGUAAGGAGAUAAAAGUGUGUGGACGGACGAAAAGA